GGAUCAUGCCGAGCUCCAGCUUUGCUACAUAGCUUUGCUGCUUCGGUACCGGUCCCAUUGCCUAUAAUUCUCAACCAGAGCUUAUUUAUUCACAAUCGCAUGAGGGAAGAAGAUACGAUAUCUACUUAACCUAACUCAUAUUGUAAUAGAAGACAGGCGUGUAGCUACCUAACCUAACCUAACCUAGCAUAUUCCUUGCUAGCUAACAUGGCUCGCAACGGUCCUCCUGGUGAUAAUGAUGUUUUCGAGGGCCUUUUGAAGUCCGAGGCUGCAUCCGUAGAACAGAAAGCGGCGGCGGAACGGGCCCAAGCUCACGAGGCGGAAUCGGAGCGGAGAGCAAUCGAAUUGCUGUUACAAAAUCAAACACUUCCCGUCACUUUGUCUUCUAUCGAGAUCAAUGGCGCCAACAAUACCCGCGAAUCAUUCCUCGCCCCCCUCUUCCAACCUCUCCUCGAAGAUAGUCGCAAUGCCGAUUAUACCCUCGCCGACAUGCUAAAUCAAGUGGGCGGAGCAGUUGAAAAUUUACAAAAAUUCGAUAUCUUCCAGCCCAACAUUAUCUUGCACUUGUCUCGACCGCCUCAUCUCGACCCAUCUUCCUCUCCCACAGACCUCGACGUUUCUCUUCGGGUGCGAGAAAAGUCUCGACUUCUUCUUAAGACCGGUACGGAUCUAGGUAACACAGAAGGUUCGGCGUAUGGCUCUAUGCUAUGGAGGAACAUAUUUGGAGGCGCCGAAUCUCUAUCGCUAAAUGCAUCUGCCGGUACAAGGACGCGUUCGGCGUAUAGUGCCGAAUUUGCUACUCCGAUCCGAAGCAAUCCCAACUUACGGCUCAGCAUCGAAGGCCUCGCGAGCAGUACGCAGAAACCAUGGGCGAGUCAUGAGGAAGUUGUCAAAGGCGGAGGUAUUAAGCUACAUUGGCUGAAAGACAAUGGCGAUCGGCAUCAAUUCGGUUACUCCGGCGCUUGGAGGCAGUUGACAGGCCUCUUAGCUGAGGCGAGUCCUACCGUUCGAGGCGACGCGGGAGACUCCACCAAGAGCGCCAUAUCUUACCUAUUCCAGAGAGAACGGAGAGAUAACCCCAUGUUACCACAAAGCGGAUACCUCGUUAAGACAAGUACGGAGCUUGCCGGGUGGGCUUCUCUAGGUGGAGAUGUUGCUUUCUCCAAGAGUGAAUUGGAGGUUGCCGGCGCGAUACCCAUCCCCAUACCCGGAAUCCGGAAAUCUUCCGGUGUCUCCAUCGGCGGUGGUUUCCGAGCGGGUCUGCUUUACCCCCUUCCGUUAACAUUCGGUCUGAGCGGUGCUUCGCCUAGUCGAAUCAACGAUCGAUUUACACUUGGAGGUCCGACCGACGUGAGAGGCUUUUCGCUAGGCGGACUCGGUCCCAGAGAUGGCAGUGAUGCCGUUGGUGGGGAUAUUUACGCGGCAGGUAGCGUAAAUAUGCUCAUCCCUCUCCCCCGCGUCGGACCCGAGUCCCCGUUCCGGCUUCAGCUCUUUGCCAACGGCGGCAGAUUGGUAGCGAUGAAGAACAAAUCCAAAGGUAGCGACGAAUCGACAAGUCAACGCCUCAGUGCCGGUACGGUAUUCGAUGGCAUGGUCUCGGCAACCAAGGACCUCAGCACAGGACUACCGAGCAUUGCCGCUGGCGUAGGACUUGUAUAUGCGCACCCGAUCGCGAGGUUUGAACUAAACUUUAGCUUGCCAUUGGUAUUGAGGCGGGGGGAGGAGAGCCGAAAAGGACUACAGGUCGGUGUUGGAAUAAAUUUCCUCUGAUCUUAUUUCGCCAAAAAAGAAAAACGGUGCCAGGAGAGCAUUUGAUGUAAAUAUCUACCAUUCACCCAUCCCGCCCCUUUUGUAAAUAUCAAAGCCGAAUCGCCUCAUGUCAAAAAUACUAAGAAGUUCCUCCCCGAAGCAAGGUAUCUGGAUGAAACAAUAGAAUAGAAAUCACUUGAUGUUUCAAGCGUUGGCUCGAAUAUAACAGGUAGCCAGGUAAAGGUUGAGAUGUGAAGAGCAACGGCAUAUGAUGGCAUCGGAGUUAGCGUUACAUUAAAAGCUAUCAAUU
Messenger RNA from Daldinia caldariorum, 2059 nucleotides. RefSeq names its product surface antigen-domain-containing protein. The transcript has 4 exons. The record is from RefSeq and is a predicted model, not a curated record. Gene Ontology annotation, biological process: protein insertion into mitochondrial outer membrane. Gene Ontology annotation, cellular component: SAM complex; outer membrane. NCBI's taxonomy places the organism in Eukaryota, Fungi, Ascomycota, Sordariomycetes, Xylariales, Hypoxylaceae. The coding region runs from base 208 to 1770 and encodes 520 amino acids.